AUGUUGCUUGGAAAAAACGGGUGGGACAGAUGCGGCGUAGUUAUUCCUUUCCCAGAUACAGAGAAGGGGUGGCGCCGCCCUACAAGGCUUAUACUUCCGUGGCACGGGUUUCACGGCGCGCGCAAUUAUUGCGGCGUUGUGCAUCAAGUAAUUGCAAAUCUUAUGGCUAACUGGACAGCGUUUCCUGGUAUAGGGAAUGAGCGAGGUAUAGGCGCUUUGUUGUGUAACAAGCGGAUGCAUCAGCGUGCUAUAGCAAUUGGCUGCUGUUCAACAGUGGGUAGUCUUCGCGCGCGCCAGACAUGUAUAAAUACUCGCAAUGCUUCUCUAGCUUGGUGGUUACCACUACUACCUACCGAUGCGGGCAUACUGAAGGUGGAAGCUACGUCACUCCUUGCAAUGACGACGACUGUCCUGGUGUCCCUACUCAGACAGUGUAUGCGGCCUCGUCUACAAACCGACGUUACAAUUGCUCAAGCUCAAGAGAGCCUUACGCCAAGAGCAGGAAACGCUAGGGGGCUAGUUGCUGGGAAGGUGGUUGGGCAUGCGAAGGUGGUUGGGCAUGCGAGGCUGAUUGGCUAA
Molecule: messenger RNA, 579 nt
Organism: Lindgomyces ingoldianus
Lineage: Eukaryota; Fungi; Ascomycota; Dothideomycetes; Pleosporales; Lindgomycetaceae
Exons: 5
Coding region: 1-579 (192 amino acids)
Source: RefSeq, a predicted model, not a curated record